CAACAUUUGAGUCUUUGACAAGAGAAAAACAGGGAGAAAUGGGAAGCAUCGAUGCCGCAGUAUUGGGUUCAGAGAAGAAAUCAAACCCGGGAAAAGCGACAAUUCUUGCUCUCGGAAAAGCCUUUCCUCACCAGCUAGUAAUGCAAGAGUACUUAGUCGAUGGCUACUUCAAAACCACCAAGUGUGAUGACCCUGAACUCAAACAGAAGCUUACUCGUCUCUGCAAGACAACAACGGUGAAGACAAGGUAUGUUGUGAUGUCGGAGGAGAUUCUCAAGAAGUAUCCAGAACUUGCCAUUGAAGGAGGAUCCACAGUGACGCAGCGUCUAGACAUCUGCAACGAUGCAGUGACCGAGAUGGCAGUAGAAGCCUCCAGAGCCUGCAUCAAGAACUGGGGGCGUUCUAUUUCGGAAAUAACUCACCUUGUCUAUGUCUCCUCAAGCGAAGCUCGUCUUCCGGGUGGGGACUUGUACUUAGCCAAGGGGCUUGGACUCAGUCCUGACACACACCGUGUUCUGCUCUACUUCGUCGGCUGUUCUGGUGGAGUUGCAGGUCUUCGUGUAGCCAAAGACAUAGCCGAGAAUAAUCCUGGCAGUAGAGUUUUGCUUGCCACAUCUGAGACAACCAUCAUUGGGUUCAAACCCCCAAGUGUGGAUAGACCGUAUGAUCUUGUUGGGGUGGCGUUGUUUGGUGAUGGAGCCGGAGCUAUGAUCAUCGGAUCUGAUCCAGACCCGGUCUGCGAGAAGCCUCUCUUUGAGCUUCACACUGCAAUACAGAAUUUUUUACCUGACACAGAGAAGACGAUAGAUGGAAGGCUAACAGAACAAGGGAUAAACUUCAAGCUAGCGAGAGAGCUUCCACAGAUAAUAGAAGACAACGUGGAGAACUUCUGCAAGAAGCUAAUAGGAAAAGCGGGACUGGCUCAUAAGAACUAUAACCAGAUGUUCUGGGCGGUUCAUCCAGGUGGACCAGCCAUCUUGAAUCGGAUGGAAAAACGGCUUAACCUGUCGCCUGAGAAGCUGAGUCCAAGCAGAAGAGCUCUCAUGGACUAUGGCAAUGCGAGCAGCAAUUCAAUUGUUUAUGUGUUGGAGUAUAUGUUGGAGGAGAGCAAGAAAGUGAGGAACAUGAAAGAAGAAGAAAACGAGUGGGGUCUGAUUCUGGCUUUUGGACCUGGUGUUACAUUUGAAGGCAUCAUCGCUAGAAACCUUGAUGUCUGAACAAUAAAGUGAUAGGUUUACC
Molecule: messenger RNA, 1239 nt
Organism: Arabidopsis arenosa
Lineage: Eukaryota; Viridiplantae; Streptophyta; Magnoliopsida; Brassicales; Brassicaceae
Source: the annotation of a GenBank genome assembly